Molecule: messenger RNA, 619 nt
Organism: Daucus carota subsp. sativus
Lineage: Eukaryota; Viridiplantae; Streptophyta; Magnoliopsida; Apiales; Apiaceae
Product: ethylene-responsive transcription factor ERF022
Exons: 1
Coding region: 63-539 (158 amino acids)
Biological process (GO): regulation of DNA-templated transcription
Molecular function (GO): DNA-binding transcription factor activity; DNA binding
Source: RefSeq, a predicted model, not a curated record
CAACACUUUCAACAAAAACAUAUAUAACCCACCCACCCUCAUGCAACUCUCCACAUUCAGACAUGAACCAACAAGGACGACUCAGCCAGGAACAGUCCUACAGAGGUGUCCGAAAGCGCAAAUGGGGAAAAUGGGUGUCCGAAAUCCGAGAGCCAGGCAAGAAAGCCAGAAUCUGGCUCGGAAGCUACGAGGCACCCGAGAUGGCUGCAGCCGCUUACGACGUAGCUGCAUUGCACUUAAGAGGCUCCGCGGCUCAUCUUAAUUUCCCUGAACUGGUUGGGUCUCUUCCCAAGCCAGUUGGUUCGAGCCAUGCGGAUGUGCAGAGGGCGGCUCAAGAGGCUGCCAUGGGGUUCGGGAAAAGUGAGAAUCGAGGGCCCGUUACGGUGCAGUUGAGUUCGAGCGAGAUUAGAGCGAUCAAUGAGUCUCCGUUGGACUCGCCGAAGAUGUGGAUGGAAAUGGGGGGCUCGGUGUUUCUGGAGGAGAGGCGAGAUGAGGAGCAGCUUGAAGAAAUGCAGUGCAGUUCUCUUUGGAAGUUUUGAUUCACUGAGAAAAUUUGUAGAACACUUAUUGAUAUAGUAUUUGUUUUAGUCCAAUACAAUAACAUAACAUAAGUAUAGUA